ACUAUGAUCAAGAGAUAGCAAGCAAUCUGAAUGCAAAUAUCAGAUUGUUUACAUAGUCUAAACAUUCCAUAUUAAAGCCCAAAUCCAGUUAGAUCGUAAACAUAAUGGUACAUAAAUGUGUGGUAGGUGGUUGUCCGAACCGAUCGGAAACCAUUAUUCAUUACAUGUUACCCGAGGAUCCGAAAAGACGCAAACUUUGGUUAAAGUUUAUUGAAGACAGUAAAGCUGAUGAGGAAAACGCGAGCCCUUCAUGCCGGGUGUGUGGGGAUCAUUUCUCCGAGGAUAACUACUUCAGAAUGAAUCUGGGUCACACCACAUGUAUGAUACUGAGCGUGGAUGCUGUUCCUACAGUAUAUACUGUUCAUCGAUCAUCUGAGACGGCAAAGGAGAUACGGGAAGCAGAAAAUGAGAGUGUGGAAGAUGAAACAUGCAAAAUCACAAUUUCGGAGGCCAUUUCACUUGCUUGUGUCAAAGAAGAGCCUCUUGAAUAUGAGCUGAGUGCCAACAUGACAUCUGGACAAGAGCAAGAUGAGUGUGUUAAAUAUGAGGAGAGUGAGCUGGCCGUUACAGAAGACUGUAUUUCGACCGCCAUCUUUGAGAAUAAAGAAGAUCAUGUCAAAAGAAAGUAUAUCAGCUGUUUAUCUUGUGGCCAGAGGUUUCGUAGUAGACGCAACCUAAUGAAGCAUCUACGUGCUAAUCACUGUAAAAAGAAGACCGAAUCUGAAGUUAAAGAAAGGUUUUAUAUGUGUUCAACUUGUGGGGAGAAGUUUAAUGAAAUGCGUCUCCUUUUGCGACAUCGAGUCAUACACACUAGGGAGAAUCCCGAUGGGAGGUUUGGGUGUCAACAGUGUGGAAAAGCCUUUGCCCAUCAGGCUUUUUUGAAAGCUCACCAGAAAGUUCACGAGGAUGCAGAGUCGACCAUGCCGUUCACCUGCCACUUAUGUCCCAGACGUUUCGGCUACAAAGUUGCUUUCGUUGCUCACAUGAAGCAUCACUCAUCCAAACUUACGUGCAUCUGCCCCAUCUGUGAAAAGACCUUUCAGUUCAGAGGUUCCCUCGUUCAGCACCUCAAAUCCUCUCAUGCUGGAGAAAAACUCUUGUGCAAGACAUGCGACAGGGGUUUUCUAAGAGUCAAUGGCUACAUCAAACACAUGGACCAACACAAUGUGAUGACCCCGUUCUACUGCGACAUCUGCAAAAUAUAUCUCUCACAGCGAGGCUACGCGGCACACAUGCUCACCCAUGAGCAGAAGCCCGAAGAGUCCGUUGAGAACCAACCAAACGCUAUCGAUGUGAACAUUUCAGAAGAAGGAAUCGAGCCUGUGACCGCGAGGCAGGAAGAUGCCAUAAUUGAGCCACUCAGCGAAGAUGAGAUGGAAGUUCUUGCUGAGAGUUCAAUGGAUCUGUCAACAGUGGAGGAUGUGGAGUCUGGAAUGGUUCUGGAAAAGGAACUUCCUCAAGAUAACCAUGAAGAGAAGGAGAAGAGCGAGGACAGCGCUGGCACACAAUGAGCCAAUGAGAUCUCGGUUUAAACAAGUUUUAAACUAGUACUGUAUAAUACAUUUAGUUAGAUUUAGUAUAAACCAUUUAGUUUACCCGAGGCAAAGUAUUUUUUUUAUUUCAAUAGUCAGGAUUAUGAUUAAAUCUAAGAGCCUAAUCCAAUUAAAAUGUUUAAAUAUUAGUUACACUGUUAACUAAAUAUUGUAGGCAGAUUUCUGUAUUAUGUCUCUGU
Molecule: messenger RNA, 1732 nt
Organism: Rhinichthys klamathensis goyatoka
Lineage: Eukaryota; Metazoa; Chordata; Actinopteri; Cypriniformes; Leuciscidae
Product: zinc finger protein 34
Exons: 2
Coding region: 105-1511 (468 amino acids)
Biological process (GO): regulation of transcription by RNA polymerase II
Molecular function (GO): DNA-binding transcription factor activity; RNA polymerase II cis-regulatory region sequence-specific DNA binding
Source: RefSeq, a predicted model, not a curated record